Messenger RNA from Acipenser ruthenus (sterlet), 4299 nucleotides. RefSeq names its product ras-related GTP-binding protein C. Gene Ontology annotation, biological process: cellular response to starvation; regulation of autophagy; cellular response to amino acid stimulus. The transcript is spliced from 7 exons. The record is from RefSeq and is a predicted model, not a curated record. Gene Ontology annotation, cellular component: lysosome; nucleus; Gtr1-Gtr2 GTPase complex. Lineage: Eukaryota; Metazoa; Chordata; Actinopteri; Acipenseriformes; Acipenseridae. Bases 211 to 1353 code for a protein of 380 amino acids. Gene Ontology annotation, molecular function: GTP binding; GTPase activity.
AUGCGCACUUUUUGGAAACUAUCCAAUAAGCGAGCACGGGGCGGGACUUAAGAUUAGGUUGCGUUGAAAGAGAAACGGAGCUGAAGAUUUAAAGGAGAAGAGAGAAGGUUUUGUAGUAGUUAUUUUGUGAAUUUAAAACUUGUUACAUUUUAUCAAUUUGAAAUAAUCAAAUGCAAUAGGCGGGUUUGGGGGAGUCAGCUUUUGGUCGAAAUGUCGAUUCAGUUCGAGGAGCCGCUGGCGGGGAGUUACGGGGUAGUAGACUCUUUCCCGAAAGAUUUUGGGUAUGGGGUGGAGGAGGCCGAUAUUGAGGAGAGCUCGGCUCCUUCGGACAGCAAACCACGAAUACUGCUUAUGGGGCUCCGACGAAGCGGAAAAUCGUCCAUACAGAAGGUGGUAUUCCAUAAGAUGUCCCCAAACGAAACCCUGUUUUUAGAAAGCACAAACAAGAUCUACAAAGAUGACAUAUCCAGUAGUUCUUUCGUCAAUUUCCAGAUCUGGGAUUUUCCUGGACAGGUGGACUUUUUUGAUCCAACGUUUGACUAUGAGAUGAUCUUCAGGGGAACCGGAGCAUUGAUAUUUGUUAUUGAUGCACAGGACGAUUAUGUGGAAGCAUUGGGAAGACUUCAUCUCACAGUGUCCAGGGCAUACAGAGUCAAUCCAGAGAUCAACUUUGAAGUUUUUAUUCACAAAGUGGAUGGCUUGUCGGAUGACCAUAAAAUAGAAACCCAAAGAGACAUCCACCAGAGAGCCAACGAUGACCUGGCAGAUGCUGGCUUAGAAAAGCUGCACCUUAGCUUUUACUUGACAAGUAUCUACGACCACUCGAUAUUCGAGGCUUUUAGUAAAGUUGUACAAAAGCUCAUCCCACAGCUUCCGACGCUGGAAAAUCUAUUAAACAUCUUUAUAUCGAAUUCAGGAAUCGAAAAGGCAUUUUUGUUCGACGUAGUCAGUAAAAUCUACAUCGCCACAGACAGUUCUCCUGUGGACAUGCAGUCUUAUGAGCUGUGCUGUGACAUGAUAGAUGUGGUCAUAGAUGUUUCUUGUAUUUAUGGUCUAAAAGAAGAUGGCAGUGGAAGUGCCUAUGACAAGGAGUCAAUGGCAAUUAUUAAACUCAACAACACAACAGUCCUCUAUCUAAAGGAGGUGACAAAGUUUCUUGCACUGGUUUGCAUUCUAAGGGAAGAAAGUUUUGAACGCAAAGGUUUAAUUGAUUACAAUUUCCACUGUUUCCGCAAAGCCAUCCAUGAAGUUUUUGAAGUUGGUGUGAUCUCCCAAAGAAUAGGCAGUCUACAAGAAAUUACACCAAACCUGAAAGCAGUGACUCACAAUGGCACACCUAGGAAUGCAGUGUAGGAAGAAGUCAGACCGGCAUCUAUACCAACCCUGUCCUCAGUCCAAAGCCACAGACAGACCACAGCCUUUUACAAGAGUGCUAACUAUUAAUGGAAAUACAAAUCUGUUAAAGUGGUGCUCAUUCAGUGAAAUGAAGCACUUUGAUAACUGCUUUGGAUCAUUUGAACUGUGUAACAAAAAAAAACAAACUUUAAAGGCCUAACUACUGUAAAUCGCUAUCUAAGGAGUACCAUUUGCAGGUCAAACAGCAAAGACCCUUUCAUCUGAGAAUAAAUGACUGGUUCAGUUAUUAUUUUUUUUUUUGAUUUGCAAGUAAUAUCCCAUUAGAAUAAAAGGGAAAACAAUUUCUGCACGCUUGUGAAAAAAAACAAAAAGGUAAAAGCAGUAUGAGUAAUGGUAUAUUGUCAAGUGACUAUUGCAUACCGUAUGUGAUGCCUGUUGAAAAAUAGUUUGCAGGUGGAAAUAUUAACCCUUUGUCUCUGGUUCGGUAAAAGAAAGUCAGUAAAAGAGUGCAAUAAGCAGCUUAAUUCAAACCCAUUUUUGUUUGCUUUUGGGGUUCAUGUCAAAGUUGGUAAUUCGCAAUGCUGCAGUUUUGCACAAUAGGUGGGAUGGAUAGACCACAUGAAAAACCCCAAACGCACAGGAUGGGCUAGUGUAACUUAAGUGGAAUUGAUGAUCAAUUUAUUGAGGAUUUCUCUAUUCAUUUUUACUUUCUUAUGAUCCAAUGUAAAAAAAAAAGUAACAAACAAUUUUAAAAAACGAUAAAAGGGUGAUAUGAGCUGUAAAGGGAUUAAAAACAAACAAAACAAAUGGUUUUGUAUUAAUUUAACAUGUUAAAAUUGAGUUUACUGUAAAAUUAUAAGCCUCCAGAAAGAUGACCAAAAUAAUUUGUAGUAUCUCCAUAACCACAAGAAAAUGAGCUAACCAGUAUACAUGUCACCACAGGCUCAGUAAAGUUUAGGUUUUUUGUCUUUCACCAUGACCCUAGUGUUUUUUGCCAAAUGUCUUGCCUUGCACAAAAAAAAAGCUGUUGCACAUGUAAUUAGGGUACUAUGUUUUGUUUGUGACAGGAAAGAACAGUCAGAUAGUGGGACCCAUUUAUAAAGCUUUUACUCAAGCGCUAUUUAAUUGUUUUUAUUAAUACAGAUUUUCAUAGAACUGUUGCAAACAGUUGAUAAAAAGCCAACAGCAGUCUAGAGGAGUUUUCAUGAAUAUCAAAUUGUAUUUUAGUCAUAAGAAGUUAAUGCUUUGUGAAUGAGGCCCAUAAUAUAAUCCACUUUGUUUCCCUUGUGUGCUACAGACUGUUCUGGUUUGUAUUUUAUAUACUUUAUCACUGAGCUAAAUGGGUGUACAUUUAUAAAACUGUACUUCAAAUCCAUUUCUCUGAAUAAUGUUGGUACCAUGUUAUUGACUGUUUUCAGAUUGAAUGAAAACAUGUUGCAUCCAGAGACUAGUAAAAGUGAUAUUUGAGUUUAAUCAAAUGAUUCAUACAUUGGCAAUAUUGUUUGAGAGAGUCCUUUUUUCUGUGUUUUGUUUUUAAUUGUAAAAUGUGAUAAAACUAUAAAUUGUACCAUAGUUAUCAUCAUACCCUUUUUUAUUUUUUAAAGAAAUGAAAAUAAAAAAUAGUGGACCUGGGAUUUAUUCUUAAAUCUAAUCUAUAUCUCCGUGGAGCAGAUGAUAAUGGUUUUAGUGUUUGUAUUGAAAAAUCAAGGUUAUUUUGCAUAGACUGCUUUUUUUUUUUUUUUUAAAGAAAAUAAUUACAUUUGUAAUAUCAAAAGAAAGAAUGGUUGAUGCGGGUACCAGAGUUCACUAGAUGGAUGUACAAGGGUGAUGGGUUUAGGCAUCUAAGUGUAUUAGACCCUGCCUUAGUUCUGCUUUUCGAAAGCAGAAAUGCAGUUCAAUUGAUUGUUAUAAGGAUUGUAACAGUAUGGAAAUAAAACUCCCAUUGCAUAGCAGUUUGAUCCAUUCAUGGUUUUACUAUGAGUUUAAGAAGACACACAGCAAGCUUGUAUUAAAACCUGGCAUGGGUGUUCUUUCCAUACCUGUAUAAUGAUUUAAAUCUUCUCGCUCAUUUAAUCACAACUUUCUAAAGCACAAAAAACAUGGUCCAGCCAACCCGCUCAAUUUAUACUUGCAAGCUUGACAUGAACAUCACCAUUAUUUUGGCAUGGUCAUGACCUCAAUGAUGACACAAGAGGGCAUUUGUAUUUGCUGGUUUUUCACCUUUUUCACCUGGUUUAAAGCCCUUUUGGGAGGAGGGUGAAGGGGGGGGGGGGGGGGUUAAUACCCAUCUCCUGGUUUAGGCAUAAUUCUAGCUGUAAAUUAAGGGGUGCAGAGAAUAUUGUAGGAUUAAAAUCCAGAUGUUGGACUUAUAACAUAUCUGUGCAUAAGUUACACAGCCUCCUGUCCACAAGCAGUAGUUAACAAUAUGUAGUUACUUAGAUUUGUGACUGUUAAGAAUUGAGGUGCGUUGACACCAUUACUGGAAAAUCAAGCAUCACUUUUAGUUGUGGCUGCUGAUCAUUUUGGUUUGUGUGUGUGUAUAUAUGUGUGUCAAAAAAGACUGUGUGUGCAGAUGCUGAGCAAGAUAUUCCCUGUCGAUGCAACUGAAUUUCAUACUGGCCAAGGGCACUUCUGAUGAAAUUUGUUAGGGCUAUUGAUCUGCAAAUCUGUUUCAAGCCCAAUUAUCAUAAAGUUUAAGUGCUGCUGUAUAUUUUAUAUAUUUAAAUAUGUAUAUAGGAGUUCUAUACACCUAACAGUGCUUCACGCUCCGAGUGCUUUCUGCAAAUGAUUAUACUGUGGUUAUGAUUGCUUCAGUAUUUACAUGGACCAUUCAGACAGCCAACUGAAUGAAAUGGAUGCUUUUAUAUUUAUAGAUUUUUUUUUUUCUUUUUCUUUCACAAGUGUAAAAAAUAUCUGGGGUAUAAAUAAAUCUUACUGGCUUCA